AUGCCACCAAAAGGAAAGACUGCUGAAGAAAAACAACAUCAAGCUCAUUUGAAUAAUCAUGCUAAUCAAUUAAAUUCAAACAAUGAACGCUUUCAUGAAAAACAUGAGCCGGAAGGUUGGAGGGAAAACAAAACAGCUAUGGAUUUUCGUGCAAGACAAUUGAAUCCUUGCGAUCCAAUUUUUCAAGCACCAAAAAAAUAA
Messenger RNA from Rotaria sp. Silwood2, 201 nucleotides. NCBI's taxonomy places the organism in Eukaryota, Metazoa, Rotifera, Eurotatoria, Philodinida, Philodinidae. The record is from the annotation of a GenBank genome assembly.